Lethenteron reissneri (Far Eastern brook lamprey) is the source of this 1840-nucleotide messenger RNA. Its product is annotated as somatostatin receptor type 1-like. Gene Ontology annotation, cellular component: plasma membrane; neuron projection. The record is from RefSeq and is a predicted model, not a curated record. Gene Ontology annotation, molecular function: neuropeptide binding; somatostatin receptor activity. NCBI's taxonomy places the organism in Eukaryota, Metazoa, Chordata, Hyperoartia, Petromyzontiformes, Petromyzontidae. Gene Ontology annotation, biological process: neuropeptide signaling pathway.
AUGACGGACGUGAACUCGAGCGCAGGCGCGCGCGUCGCGGAGCGCAUGAACGCGUCCGACGGCGGCGGCGGCGGCAACGGCUCGGGCAGCGAGGCGGCCGCCUCCCCCGUGGAGACGAGCACUGUAGUGCUGUCCUUCAUCUACGCCGUCGUGUGCCUCGUUGGCCUCGUGGGCAACUCCAUGGUCAUCUACGUGAUCCUGCGCUACGCCAAGAUGAAGACGGCCACCAACAUCUACAUCCUCAACCUGGCCGUGGCCGACGAGCUCUUCAUGCUCAGCGUGCCCUUCCUCGCCACGUCCACCGCUCUGCACCACUGGCCCUUCGGGCCCUCGCUGUGCCGCCUGGUCCUCAGCGUGGACGGCAUCAACAUGUUCACGAGCGUCUUCUGUCUCACUGUGCUCAGCGCCGACCGCUACGUGGCCGUGGUGCACCCCAUCAAGGCGGCGCGCUACCGGCGACCGAGCGUGGCCAAGGCCAUCAACGUGGCCGUGUGGGCCCUCUCCAUGCUCGUCAUCCUGCCCAUCGUCGUGUACGCCGACACGCGGGAGAACAGCGACGGCUCCGUGGUGUGCAACCUGCUGUGGCCUCGCAAGCAGUGGUCCGCCGUGUUCGUGUUCUACACCUUCACGGUGGGCUUCCUGCUGCCCGUCGUGGCCAUCUGCCUCUGCUACGCGCUCAUCAUCGCCAAGAUGCGCUCCGUGGCGCUGCGCGCCGGCUGGCAGCAGCGGCGGCGCUCCGAGCGCAAGAUCACGCAGAUGGUCAUGAUGGUGGUGACGGUGUUCGUCAUCUGCUGGAUGCCCUUCUACAUCGUGCAGCUCAUCAACGCGUUCGAGCGUCAGCCGGGCGACACCGUCAACCAGCUGGCGGUCAUCCUGGGCUACGCCAACAGCUGCGCCAACCCGAUCCUCUACGGGUUCCUCUCGGACAACUUCAAGCGCUCGUUCCAGCGCGUGCUGUGCCUGCGCUGGCUGGAUAGGGACGGCGUCGAGGAGCCCGUGGACUAUUACACCACGGCCUUCAAGAGCGGCAGGGCCUACAGCCUCGAGGAGGACUUCAUCCAGCUGGGACAGAUGACGCUGAAGAACCUCAGUCGAAACGGGACGCUGGCGUCUCGCUCCACCACGCUGCGGUGAGACUUGUCGGCUCCGUCGAGGGUUCCAAUACGUUCUAUGCCGAUGUCGCUGCCGCUGACUGUGAAAGGCUCUUUUGUGUAUCGGGCGAGAAUUGCUUCGUGACGUUUUAAACCCUUGAUUGCAUUGUUCACUCACACGGUACGUUCGCCAAUUGGCACCUGUGUGCGUGUGUGUGUGUACGUACGUGUGCUUGCUGCCGUUGUGUGUUUUUAUUUAUGUAUUUAUGGAAAAUGUGAAUUAGACACGUGCAAUGGGCGCGUGUGGUCCGUUCAUUGGCACUGAAUAGACACCGCUUCGGUUUGGGGUUUGAAUUUCAGUUUCAGCCUCCAGGGGUUAAAGUGUGGAUAGAUUCAGCCCGGUAACCAAUGAUUGGAACGACACAGUCGUAUUGGAUUUGCAUUACCCCUUGCAUCGGCUUAUUACAGCUAACUUUGCGUCACAGAACGAUAUGAGGUCAAGUUUUCUUCCUUCGUUUCCAUUCCAGGUCUGAGGUUUAAAAAUAGUUUGACUUCCGUGCAGACGAAAACACUACAGGUGCGCCCCCUUGCGUAUAGAUCAAAUAGGCAACGUAUAUCGAUCUCUGAUGGCGUUCCAUUAUACCUACUUCCGGGGGCCCUUCUCUAACACACGGGGUUAUGCACUGAUUACUGCGGGAGUUCAAAAUGGGUUUCUUGGUCUCGCGACACGAUGCUGAUAGCACAUUUAG